GACCUAUAGACGGGAGUGUGAUUCCUAGCUUUCUAGGACACAUCGCUACCCGUAUUUGGGAGGACCAAGAGCGGGCUUUGGAUAGCGGCAUUUUGAAAUGCCAAACCCGGGAGAGGACUUGUAACUUCUUGUGUAGUUGGGCUGAGGCUUGGCCGGAGGAGAGCGAGAUGGUCGGCCGAUUGAGGGCCACUAGAGUGAGCCACCUUCCUGCCACCAUGCAUGAGAGGAUUGACUCGACGCUGAUCACGGCUUUCGUUGAGCGAUGGCAGCCGGACACGAACUCUUUCCACCUUCCGUUCGGUGAGAUGACGAUCAUGUUGCAUGACGUCGAGGCCAUCCUUGGGAUUCCCGUAGAGGGAAACCGAGCAUCUGUUGUCACAGAUGCGGAUCAGGCAGAUUUAUUGGCGGAGCUGUUGGCGGUGGAUAGGGCUGCGCUGUACACAGCGGCACUUGGUGUGUGGGAUCACGGCGGUGUUAAGAUCGCAGCAGUUUUGCAGCGAUGUUUGCACCCCACUUCACGUAGGACGCAGGACACACAGCUGGCUGCAUAUGUUUUUCUUCUUCUCGGGUGUACCUUGUUUCCGGAUAAGAGCGGAAACAAGCUCAGGCCACGCGACAUAGUUGACGCGUGUGAGCCCGACAGAGUAGGCCAGUUUUCUUGGGGGUCGGCUACAUUAGCGUACAUGUAUCGCCAGUUAGGAUUCUCGAGCCGGGCUGAUGCGGCAGGUAUCACUGGAUGUAUGACGUUGUUACAGACGUGGAUAUACGAGUAUUUCCCGGCGUUUCGACCACACCGCGACCCGGUUCCUAUUGGGGAUGGCCAGCCACGUGCCUGUGCGUGGAGUCCGCGUGUCGAGAAGAAGUCCAUUGACCGCCUGCGAUCGAUACGGUUAUUGCUUGACAGGAUGUCCCCAUUAGAGGUGAACUGGAUGCCUUUCGGCCAGAACCCUAGUAAUAGGGUACCCAGGACCCUCUACACGGGACUGAUUCAGUAUCGUGAGAUCGUAGAGGCGUACAUGCCGCAGCGCUGUCUUCGCCAGCUUGGAUAUGUCCAAGUUGUUCCUCCUCCACCAGCAUGGCCCAGUAAGGCCGUCCGAUCUGCGUCGUUGAAGGAGUACGUCGUCCAAUGGCCGGCAAGCAUGAUUGGCACGUGGGAGCAGUUUCCGAUGGUUGCCCGCAUAUGGAUUGAGCAGUUGCAGCGGCCGCCAACUGGGGUGGCUGCCAUGUGUGACCAGCACUACAUGGAGUGGUACAACCGGCACUCGCACCCGAGGUUGAUCAGAGACGUCCACCACGGCGACGACGCCGAUGAUGAUGAUGUGCCACCGCCCACUGCCGUGGAUGCGUGGAUGGGAAAGAUGACGCAGUUGGGACACAGACUUUUUGAGGAGAGGGACAACAUGACGACUGCAACAGGCAGAGCUGUUAUUGAUGAACUGGAACGGGCCCUUGAGCAGUGGCAGUGGGCGUCACAGAGAGAUUAUUGAUAUGUCGGCAGUGCAUUUAUAAAACAUUUUCCUAGUUGUUUGUAAAAGUUAACAUUAUCUGUUCUUAUAAUUAUUAUUUUAAGUUCUUAGAAUUUGACAUUA
This is a messenger RNA of Chenopodium quinoa (quinoa), 1589 nucleotides long. RefSeq names its product protein MAIN-LIKE 1-like. The transcript has 3 exons. Gene Ontology annotation, biological process: meristem development; meristem maintenance. The record is from RefSeq and is a predicted model, not a curated record. Lineage: Eukaryota; Viridiplantae; Streptophyta; Magnoliopsida; Caryophyllales; Amaranthaceae. The coding region runs from base 168 to 1487 and encodes 439 amino acids.